AGCCAUGACCGACGGAGAGCCAGGCACAAUAAAUGGACCGCGGAUUUGAACGCCACUCUCCAUGGAGCACUCGGUUUGAACUCUAGCGGAGCGAGAGUGACCCACGCGUUCCCACUCCACACCGCGUUACGUUUCCUUGACCGGAGGGGGGCAAUGAUAGGAUGCGACAAGGCAUAAAAAAGUUUUGGAUCAAUGAAUUAUCAGGACAGCCAAGCUGGAGUAAAACAGUUUAAAUGAGACUGUUUCUGGUGUUGAGUUCCACGCACGCAGCAGGAGGGGGACAAAGAUGUGUGGUCACGACUCAUGACGCAACCCAGUUCGUCAGGAACUGAAUCACAUUGGAAUUUAUUUAGUGACUUGAAAGGUUAGCACUACGGUGGGACACGUUUGUUUUAUUAAGUUGCUUACAACAUUAAUACAGCAAACCCUGCGCUCUACUUUUCACCGCUGGAUUAUACUCUGCAUAGUAGUGCUUAUUCCUGAAAGUGGCCUUAGUGAAAUCGCCUUUUUAUCGCCUUUUUUUACAAUACGGAUAUAUUCAUACUCUUACACUCUGCCAUACUACAUUGCCUUGCCUAUUUUACCCAGUGGUGAGAGGUUGCGCUUUACACUGAUUCGCGAGGGGCUCUGGGUAACUGUUACCGAAUUCUCUGAGAAGACAAUGCCUGGCAUUCCAUCUGUAUACCUGUGGUCGCCUGCGUACAGAGAAGAGUCUCCGUGAAGAGAGCGCUACGUUUUGAGCACUUUUGCAGUUUCGUUUGUGUCUCUGUUGAAUGCACAGUUUGAUUUUGUGCAGCUGGAAAAGAGUCGACAGACAGCUUCAGCACCACGUCGCUGAACAGCUCCCGUUUCCCUUCGGCACAUUUUCCCCCCGGUUGAAUGGGCGCUAUUUGUCCCUGUCUUUCAUAUAGCUCUUAACUGCUGGCGACUGUUUGCAAUGGCAUCACACGGAUUUUGGGGUCUUGGCGCGCCAGAGAAUGCUGGUGAUAAUACCAGCAACCAAAGCCCCACUACGCCCAGGGCAUGGUGCCAGGCGGCGGCCCAAAAACUACCUGGAGGCAUUGGAUCGAAACUGUGUGCUCUGCUCAGUGUUGCUGGAGAGGGCGAGAAAACAUCCGAGCCGACAUCCACCAAACUGGAUGAGACAACGGUUGGGACCUGCGGAUGCAACAAACCGUGCAAUUGUCUAAAGGCGACUGAGGCGACUGUCGGUUUCUCAGAUCUAUAUUCAACAGAUCUACUACCCGCGUUGGAUGGCGACAUGAAGACAAUGACUUUUCUCCAAGAAGUUGUGGAUAUUUUGCUGGCAUAUAUCACGGAGUCAUUUGAUAGAGAAACGAAAGUCAUUGAUUUCCACUAUCCCAAUGAAUUGCUUCAGAGAAACAACUGGGAACUGCAGGAUGAGCCAGAAACACUGGAUGAUAUUUUGAUAAGCUGUCGUGCAACUCUGAAAUACGCUAUCAAAACAGCCCACCCCAGAUACUUCAAUCAGCUCUCUACAGGAUUAGAUAUGGUUGGUCUUGCAGCUGAUUGGUUAACGUCCACCGCAAACACCAACAUGUUCACCUAUGAGGUUGCUCCAGUGUUCGUGCUGCUGGAAUACGUCACUUUGAAGAAAAUGAGGGAGAUCAUUGGCUGGGAGGGUGGUCGAGGGGAUGGAAUCUUCUCUCCCGGUGGUGCCAUUUCCAAUAUGUAUGCCAUGCUGCUGGCUCGCUUCAAGAUGUUUCCUGAAGUGAAGGAGAAAGGAAUGUCAUCAGUCCCCAGACUGGCAGCCUUCACAUCCGAGCAUAGUCACUUCUCAAUCAAGAAAGGAGCAGCAGCCCUUGGCAUUGGUACAGAGAGUGUCAUCUGUAUCAAAGCUGAUGAGAGUGGUAAAAUGAUACCAGCUGACCUUGAAAGGAAAAUACUGGAAGCCAAGCAGAAGGGAUUUGUGCCAUUCUUUGUGAGUGCGACGGCUGGCACCACAGUCUACGGAGCCUUUGACCCCCUCAUUGCCAUCUCAGAUAUCUGUAAGAAGUACCAAGUCUGGUUUCACGUGGAUGGUGCGUGGGGAGGCAGUCUCAUCAUGUCCAGGAUGCACAAGUGGAAGCUCGAUGGAGUUGAGAGGGCCAAUUCAGUGACAUGGAACCCUCACAAGAUGAUGGCAGUCCCACUGCAGUGCUCAGCCCUGCUGGUCCGGGAGGAGGGGCUGAUGCAAAACUGCAACCAGAUGCACGCCUGCUACCUGUUCCAGCAGGAUAAGCACUACGACCUGUCCUACGACACUGGGGACAAGGCCUUGCAGUGUGGACGUCAUGUGGACAUCUUCAAGCUCUGGCUCAUGUGGAGAGCGAAGGGCACCAUCGGGUUCGAGGCUCAGAUUGACAAGUGUCUGGAGCUUUCGGAGUACCUGUACAACAAGAUCAAGGACAGGGAAGGAUAUGAGAUGGUCUUCAAUGGAAAGCCUCAGCACACCAACGUGUGUUUCUGGUACCUCCCUCCUGGCAUGCGGUACCUGGAGGACAAAGAGGAGAAAAAGAAGCGCCUGCACAAGGUGGCUCCAGUGAUCAAGGCCAGGAUGAUGGAGUAUGGGACAACCAUGGUCAGCUACCAACCACAGGGGGACAAGGUCAACUUCUUCCGCAUGGUCAUCUCCAACCCCGCGGCCACCUUUGAGGACAUCGACUUUCUUAUCGAGGAAAUCGAGCGGCUCGGUCAGGAUCUAUAAGACUUGUGUCACCCAAAUAUCCCUUUCCUUUUCCCUAAACGGAUGAAAUGUUUGUUGUGAAUGUAUUGGUAAUCUAUUUUUCUUUCUUCCAAAGUCAUAUAUUAUAACAAGGUAUGUUUGAGAGAAAAAAUUAAUCUAUAGAUAUAUCCAUAUUUAUGUAUUGUAGCUUUGUCGUGGACCUCCUUGGUCUGGGGCCCUGUAAAAGUUUUUCCUAGUGUAGACUAGUGUAAUUGAUGUAACUUUAUAUGUAUUUUUGUGAUAUGAAAUGCCAGUGCAAUAGGUUGAUGAGGAAGAGUUUAUUUUCUAAUUGUUUUCUCGUUUGCCAGGUAUAUUGGAAGUGCCAGAUGUGUUUAAAUUCCAUUGUAAGCUACAUUCGUGUCUCACUCAUGUUUAAAAGAACACUUCCGCUGAUCUCAACUCAGUCCACUGCCUUUACAUUUGCAUACUUCAAGCAGUGGUUUUGGUAAAAUGUUGGUUGACUCACUUUUACUUGUAUUAGAAAACAAUGACAAAGUCUCCAAAUCCGACACGUCCCAUAACUGUAGUAUCUGAAUUUAAACACAUUUCCAAAAAAUCUGAAGGAUGAAAAUAGUAGUGCCUCACAGCAGUGAAGGAGAAAGGCAAAUGUUAAUUGACUACACCGAGCAGCUCUAAGAAUAGCGCCACAGUAAUACUCUUCAAAGCAGCCAUGUUUAUGCUCAACAGCAAAAGCACUUUUCAUUUGAUGACCUCAUUUAUUUAAUGCCACUUUCAAUUAUCUCUCUGGUGUGUAGUGGGUGCAAGAUGAUAUUAACUCAGCAAAAAAAGAAACGUCCUCUCACUUCAACUGUGUUUAUUUUCAGCAAACUUAGCAUGUGUAAAUAUUUGUAUGAACAUAACAAGAUUCAACAACUGAGACAUAAACUGAACAGGUUACACAGACAUGUGACCAACAGAAAUGGAAUAAUGUGUCCCUGAACAAAGGGGCAGAGGGGGGGUCAAAAUCAAAAGUAACAG
Messenger RNA from Salmo salar (Atlantic salmon), 3703 nucleotides. RefSeq names its product glutamate decarboxylase 2 (gene gad2). The record is from RefSeq and is a predicted model, not a curated record. Gene Ontology annotation, cellular component: cytoplasm. Gene Ontology annotation, molecular function: pyridoxal phosphate binding; glutamate decarboxylase activity. Gene Ontology annotation, biological process: GABA shunt; GABA biosynthetic process. NCBI's taxonomy places the organism in Eukaryota, Metazoa, Chordata, Actinopteri, Salmoniformes, Salmonidae.